Molecule: messenger RNA, 1020 nt
Organism: Merops nubicus (carmine bee-eater)
Lineage: Eukaryota; Metazoa; Chordata; Aves; Coraciiformes; Meropidae
Gene: SLC51A
Product: solute carrier family 51, alpha subunit
Exons: 9
Coding region: 1-1020 (339 amino acids)
Biological process (GO): bile acid and bile salt transport
Cellular component (GO): plasma membrane; endoplasmic reticulum membrane
Molecular function (GO): transporter activity
Source: RefSeq, a predicted model, not a curated record
AUGGACCCCGCCAUGGAGCUGGCAGAGGACCCCAGGUUCCCCCGUCCAUUGGUGGAGAUGCUGAUCAGGAACCUGAGCGUGCCAGCAGCCUGCUUCUCCCUGCCACCCACCUCCCGGCAGCUGCUGUGGCAGCUGGACACGGUCCAACUCAUCAUCAUGGGCCUCGCCACUAUCAUGACACUGCUGUCUGUCGCAAUCUUCGUGGAAGAGGCUUUCUACCUCACCCGCAAGAUCCGCUGCCCCAUCAAGAUGAAGACCCUCUGCUGGAGCAGCUCGGCCCCCACGGUUGUGUCAGUGGUCAGCUGCUUUGGGCUGUGGAUCCCACGCUCCAUGAUGGUGGUGGAGAUGGCUACCACAUCGUACUUUGCCAUCUGCUUCUACCUCCUGAUGCUGGUCAUGGUGGAGGGCUUUGGGGGGAAGGAGGCAUUGCUCAGCACCCUGAAGGAUGUGCCCAUGGUGGUCAGCACCGGACCCUGCUGCUGCUGCUGCCCCUGCCUGCCCCGAAUGACCAUGAGCAAGAGAAAGCUUCAGCUGAUGAUGCUGGGGACUUUACAGUAUGCCUUCUUCAGGGUGGUCGCUGUCUUUCUGGGGCUGGUGCUGGCCACUGAUGGGAACUACAACCCUGCUGACAUCUCGGCAGAGAGCGUGGCCCUCUGGAUCAACACCCUGGCUGGAGCCUCCACCCUCUUUGGGCUGUGGGCCUUGGGCAUCCUCUUCCGGCAGGCCCAGCUGCACCUGGCUGAGCAGAACAUCAGGGCCAAGUUCUUCUGCUUCCAGAUCCUCCUCGUCCUGACGGCACUGCAGCCUGCCAUCUUCAGCAUCCUGGCCAACAACGGCAGCAUCGCCUGCUCGCCGCCCUUCUCCUCCAAGACCAGGUCGCAGCAGAUGAACAUGCAGCUGUUGAUCCCCCAAACCUUCAUCUUGGCAGUGGUGGCACGGAUGUACUACCGCAAGCAGGACGACAAGCCGGGCUACCAGCCCAGCAGCUUUGUGCCUCCAGACGCUGAUGGCAAGGCGUGA